Dichomitus squalens LYAD-421 SS1 is the source of this 567-nucleotide messenger RNA. RefSeq lists its product as uncharacterized. The transcript has a single exon. The annotation marks the transcript as partial. The record is from RefSeq and is a predicted model, not a curated record. NCBI's taxonomy places the organism in Eukaryota, Fungi, Basidiomycota, Agaricomycetes, Polyporales, Polyporaceae.
GAGACAAAAUGUACCUUGAGCGAAUCUGAACGUCGGCGCUUAAAGCGCAUGAUGUCAUAUUCUUACCCUCCUCACCGAGAAAGGAGAUUGAUGAAGAGAAAAGGGGGAAAAUGUGGCAGAAGAUGGGUAUGAAAUAACACUCCUCUUCACUGAGGAAGGAGCAAUUGAAAUGGAGAAGGAGAGGGAAGAAUGGUGCGGAAAAUGCAAAUGUGCGAUGUUGGUGCACGUACCAAAGAACUCCUCUGCGCAUCCACCCAACACCUCCUCGCGUCCGACUCAUCCUCAUCCUCCCCCUCAUCCCAAACCCCUUGAGUCUGGGGUCAAAUGGGAAAUAUGGCAUAACUGGGGGUGGAGAGCAUAACAGCAUCAGCGGGCGGGGGCAGUGGAUCGAAGUGAUUGUAGAAGUUUGUGGGCUGGGUAGUAGGAGCGAACAGCCGCAUGCACAGACACCUGGGGUGGCUGGCCCAAAGGGCACAUGCAAUGGUUUGUGAGCACAAGCUAAAGGUGUACAUAGACUUUAGAGACACGUUAGAGACAAGCGAGAGAUACGUCGACGUCACCGGUGUC